AUUCGAAUUUCGAUUCGUCUCUCUCUCUCACUCAGCUCAGCCAACAGUUUUCUUAAAAAUGCAAAUGUAGUAUUUUUGAACUGUUUUGAAGAAUAUGAAUUAAAAAUUUAGUAGACUGAAUCGUAAUUGAAUUAAAUUGAACAUAACUUUUACUGUGAAUGUAUUUUUCCUACGUCUACAGUAACAAUAAAAGUGCAUGACAUAAUUACGUCCUAAGUUCUUGUAGAUAGCAAAGUUCCAAGCUCCUCACAAACUGGGCAGUGCCAGUGGAGUGUAAUUGUUUUUUCAUACAUAAAUCGACAAAAUGGAACCAAAAAAGAGAGAGUAUGUAUCGGAUGAGCAGCUGAAGCAGUAUUUCCCCGAUUUACCCACGGGGAAGCUAGAUGACUACAGAAAAAAGGCCUCUUUUGAUUGGCGUCGUACGAAGUUAGUGUAUGAUGACCUAGAAUCCAUUGAUUUAAAGCAUAGAAUAUGGAAGUUUUUUGAAGAGACCCCAGUUUUCAAACAUGCAGACAAAUCUGUUUCACUCGAUGAAGAGAGGCACAUUGCUAUCAAACGCAUGUACUCUGUCCAAAAUGAGGCGUUCCUGCCAAUCGAUAAAUUGGUAAUGAACCCACAAUGCUACGAAGCUGAAACUGAGGCUAUGUUCAUGUAUGACAGCUCGAUGACCGUAAAACUGUCAUUGACUUUCCGUAUGUGCUCCAACGUUAUCCGUGGAAACGGCAGACCAGUUCACUCGCAAAUCCUAGACGAUCUGGAGUCCGGUGAGAUUGGUGGAUGCUUUGCGUUGACAGAGGUGGCUCAUGGGUCUAACGCUAAAGGGAUGAGGACUACAGCCACUUAUGUGCCGGAGAAAAAGCAGUUUGUGAUCCACACACCAGACUUCGAAGCAGCAAAGUUCUGGGUUGGUUGUUUAGGCAAAUGCGCGACCCACGCGAUUCUCUACGCGAUGUUAUACUCCAAGGGAAAGAACCACGGCCUCCACAUGUUUGUGGUGCCGAUCAGGGACCCGAAGACCUUGAAGCCUUAUCCUGGAGUGACUGUUGGGGACAUCGGAGAGAAGAUCGGGCUUAAUGGGAUUGACAAUGGGUUUGUGAUGUUCGACAACUACCACGUGUCCAAAGACGCGGCGUUGGACAAGCUGGGCGGCGUGGACGACGAUGGGAACUACAUGACGCCCUUCAAGGACCCCAACAAGAGGUUUGGGGCUUCCAUGGGUAUUCUGUCAGGUGGGCGAGUGCACAUCACGACGAUAUCCACCGCAUACCUUCAGAAGGCAAUAGUGAUUGCCACCAGAUACUCUGCUGUUCGAAGACAGUUCGGUCCUGAUGACAGCUCCGAAGAAAUGCCGGUGUUGGAGUAUCAGCAACAGCAAAUAAGACUUCUGCCAUACUUGGCAUCCACGUACGCGAUGCGUAUAUUCUGCAACUGGUUCAGCGAGGCGCAUGUCACCAUGGUCAUCAACGGGUAUGCUGGCGCAGACGACAACGCGGCCAACCGCGGCGUGGAGAUGCACGCGCUAUCGUCGGCGGUGAAGCCGGUGUUCGGGUGGGCCGCACGCGAUGGCAUCCAGAACUGCCGCGAGUGCUGCGGCGGGCACGGAUACUUGAAAGCCGCGGGCAUCGGCGACCUUCGCAACGAUAACGACGCGAACUGCACUUACGAGGGCGAGAACAGUUUACUUCUGCAGCAGACCAGCCGCUGGCUGCUUUCUGUUUGGGCGGCGCGGGGUCGCAUCAACCCCGCGGAUUACCCGUACGGGACACUGACGUUCCUGAACGGAGCUGAUAAGGUGUUAGCGGAUAAAUGCAGAUGGAGCUCCACGAAGGAAAUGGUGGACCCUGCCAACCUAGUGUACAUGUACAAAUGGUUGACGGCGUUCACUCUGAAGCAAACUGCGGAGAAAACCGAGCGUCUCAAGAAGGCGGGCAAGGAUGACUUCCAGACCAGGAACGAGACGCAGUCAUACAACGCGGUGGCGCUGUCCAUCGUUUAUGGAGAGAACGCCAUCCUCAAUCACUUCUACAAGACAGUGCUGGAGUUCGAAGACGCCAAGUGCAGGAACGUUCUGCUGAAACUCGUCUCUCUGUACGGCGCCUUCAUACUAGAGAAACAUCUGGCGACGUUGUACAUUGGUGGCUUCCUAUCCGGUUCGCAAGGCGUGUUACUCCGCGAAGGCAUCCUGGAGUUGUGUGCUGCCGUCUGCCCCGAGGCCGUGGCGCUGGCCGAUACAUUGGCGCCGCCCGACUUCUGUCUGAAGUCUGUGCUGGGACAGUCUGAUGGGGAGGCCUACAAACACAUCCAGAGCAGCGUGAUGACGUACCCUGAGUCAAUGAGCCGGCCCGCCUGGUGGCGUGACGUCAUCCACUGGCGCACCUACGUUCCCUCCAAACUGUAAAGUACUUUUUGCAUCAGAUAGCUGUUGAGCUGUCAACAUUUUUUACGGAAAAAGGACUAAGAUAAUAUGAUGUCACGCCUAAAAAGAAGUACAUAUUAUGUUGCAAAGUUCUAGAAUGGCCAGUCCACUCUAAUUACAGAACACCGUUCCUGUUAUUUCUUGCGCUUGAAAAGAAAAUAGUACAUAGUGUACUACGUUAUCAACAAUGUUUUCGAGGCUGUUUUAUUGUGUACUUUGUGGAGAAUAAGAUAAAUCAGGAUGUAUUGGUACUUACUAUACAUUUUAUGACGUACUCGAUAUUAAUUACCUACCGCGAUAAAAUCAUAUAGGCGUGGCGUAAAACGCUGCUAUUAUUUUGUAUAUUAAAAUCGAUCGAAUACUUUUCUUAAUUGAAAUAUAAAAAUGUUCCUUGUCAUCACAAUAAACAUUCCUAAUGUAUUGCCAGUAAUAUAAGAAUAUAACAAUUAUAAUAAAAAAUUAGUAAUAAGUAUUGUGGUGGAUGUUACUUUUACGUAUGACGUUUUCGAAUUAUCAAAACUGUUAACUAAAUAUUGAAUUUAUUAAUUUAAAUAAUUUAUUUAUUAUG
Molecule: messenger RNA, 2984 nt
Organism: Ostrinia furnacalis (Asian corn borer)
Lineage: Eukaryota; Metazoa; Arthropoda; Insecta; Lepidoptera; Crambidae
Gene: Acox3
Product: Acyl-CoA oxidase 3
Exons: 14
Coding region: 305-2398 (697 amino acids)
Biological process (GO): fatty acid beta-oxidation using acyl-CoA oxidase; lipid homeostasis
Cellular component (GO): peroxisome
Molecular function (GO): FAD binding; pristanoyl-CoA oxidase activity; fatty acid binding
Source: RefSeq, a predicted model, not a curated record